UUUUCGUGUUUUUCUGAUUAGAAAAAUUUUGCUAGUGGAAUAUUUCAUUUUGAAAUUUCGUAAUUAAAUAUCGGCUCAAAAAUAUUGGAAUUUAUUUUAAAUAAUACAACAUCAUGGGCAAAGCAAAACGUAAGCAUCGUAAUAAGAAAGUAUCUUUUAAAACGAAGCAAAAAAGGCACAGAAAGAAGCCAGUGAAAUUGAAAUACGAAGAACCAGACGAAGUGAAACGAGCCCCUCAUUCGUUCGUGAUCCAUCGAGGAACCGUAGGAAAAUAUAUUUCAGAACUAGAAAAAGAUUUUCGUAAAGUUAUGGAUCCUUAUACAGCAUCUCAGUUACAAGUUCAAAAGAGAAACACCAUUAAAGAUUUCGUAGCGGUAUCGGGUCCUUUGAAAGUAUCCCAUUUGAUAAUAUUCACCAACUCGGAAAUCGGACCUUAUUUACGUAUUGCUAGAUUACCUCAUGGACCAACUUUAAUGUUCAGAAUUCAUAAUUAUUCGCUUGGCAGAGACGUACUGUCAACUCUCAAGAAACAAAUGACUAAUAAGAAGUUAUUCACCAAUGCUCCUUUAGCGAUUUUAAAUAAUUUUACUGGCGAAGGAUCGCAUGUCAAAUUAAUGGCUUCUGUUUUCCAAAACAUGUUUCCUACCAUUAACGUUACUAAAGUGAAAUUAUCAGACAUAAGGAGAUGUGUUAUGUUCAAUUAUAAUCCGGAGACGAAAUUAAUUGAUUUUAGACAUUAUGCCAUUAAAGCAGUACCCGUUGGUAUUUCUAAAAGUGUUAAGAAAAUAGUAACUAGUAAAAUUCCUAAUCUUGCUAAAUACGAAGAUAUUUCCGAAUUUCUUACCAAACCGAGUAUGUUAUCUGAAAGUGAGAUGGAAGAUGACCCAGUCAGUCACGUCGAAGUACCUCAAAAAUUACCAUCUCGAGGUAACGUGGUAUCUCAACAGUCGUCGAUUAGAUUAAGUGAAUUAGGACCUAGACUCACCUUACAGUUGAUCAAAGUUGAAGAAGGAUUACUCAACGGCGAAGUAGUAUUCCACGAAUUAGUUCACAAAACUGAAAAAGAGAAACAAGUAAUUCGUAAAAAACUGGCAGAAAAGAGACGUCUUAAAGAGCAACGUAAAGCAGCUCAAGAAGAAAACGUUCAAAAGAAACAAGAAAUGAAAGAACUUCAUAAACAAAAAUCACUCGAAGGAAUGAAACGUAAACAUCUCGAAGAAACCGGCGAACUUUUAGAAAACGACGAUGAUAUUCAAUAUUACCGCGAUGAAGUCGGAGAAGAUCCUGACGAAGGUGUAUUCGCAACUCCAUCCGGAUCCGGAGAGAAGAAAGAAUACGGUUGGCGAAAAAGGAAAACUGAAGCAGAUUCCCAGGAUACUGGAAAGAAAUUUAAAAAGUAUCAACCCAGAGAGGACAGCAACAAUCGUGGCAAUAAGAGAUAUCAAGGAAGAGAUGACGGUAAAAAUCGACCCAAUAAGAAAUUCCAAGGAAGAGACGAUGGAAAAAAUCGACCCAAUAGGAAAUUCCAAGGAAGAGACGAUGGAAAAAAUCGACCCAAUAAGAAAUUUCAAUCAAGAAAUGAAGGUAAAAGUCAAUCCAAUAACAAUUUCCGCAGAAAAAACGAAGCGAAAUUUCCAACCAAUAAGAAAUUUCGGGGAAACAAUGAAGGCAAGAAUCAGUUCAAGAGUAAGAAAUCGAAUUCAAAACGUCAACGUUAAAUGAUGUAUUUUUUACGAAUAAAUUUGUUUUUCUCUUUUUUUUUUAUAGCGAA
Messenger RNA from Planococcus citri (citrus mealybug), 1771 nucleotides. RefSeq names its product Brix domain-containing protein peter pan (gene ppan). Gene Ontology annotation, molecular function: rRNA binding. Gene Ontology annotation, biological process: rRNA processing; ribosomal large subunit assembly. The record is from RefSeq and is a predicted model, not a curated record. Gene Ontology annotation, cellular component: preribosome, large subunit precursor. Bases 114 to 1718 code for a protein of 534 amino acids. The transcript is spliced from 8 exons. NCBI's taxonomy places the organism in Eukaryota, Metazoa, Arthropoda, Insecta, Hemiptera, Pseudococcidae.